Cylindrotheca closterium is the source of this 2424-nucleotide messenger RNA. Lineage: Eukaryota; Bacillariophyta; Bacillariophyceae; Bacillariales; Bacillariaceae. The record is from the annotation of a GenBank genome assembly.
AUGAAACAAUCAAGCCGUAUUCCUACUUUUCCAUCUCUGAUGUUUGCUCACCCGAAUCGAGCAACCGCGGCAACCGCAACAGCAUCUCCUGCUUCAUCCAGCUUUUCUUUGUUUCGACAAGGUGGUAGUGCCGAACAAAAGCAAGGGCACUUUCAAGGGCCAUCUCCACCCAACACGAGCAACGCGUCGCUCGGUGGACUUUCCAGCAUGUUUUGUCCUACAACAUUCGCCCCUGCAGCCGCGGUAGCAGGGCGAUCCGCAACUAGUACCACGAGAACAAUGGCCACCAGUGCCACUUCCCCGACCACCACGAUUGCUAAGAUACUGCAAUCGCUUCGAUCAGUGGUUCUGAGUCCUGGAGGCAUUGCAACAUCCGUGGUCGGCUUGAUCUCGUUAAUUAUCUACUUGAAAUAUCAAGGAGCAAUUCGACGACGUCUCAAGCAAGUCAAGGAAGAAUCAUGGUUGUUCGGAGCUGGUGUGACCAUGGUCCGUGGGGAACCAAAUCAAGACACCAAUGUCUUUCCCAAUUUGAAAUUAUUACAAGUCAAUCCCUCCUUCCAAAAGGCACAUCCCGAAUGGAAGUUUGUGGGACUGGGUGAUUAUCUUUCUACUCUACGCCCCAAACAACUUCCCAAGGGAUUCAACUCAAAGGAUUUGCCCAAGUUGGUACAACGUGAAUUGGAGGCUGGUCUUGCUUCUGGAUUGCUCAAGGCCUUGGGUCCGAAUUUGGGUCGGGCUCUCUUGCCGGCCGUUGGCGUCGGUCCAAUUGAAGGACAGGCACAGAAAUUUGGUUCCAAAUUGGCCACGCGAUGGAUCUUGUCCCAACAGGCAGCCUCCAAUACGCUAGGAGAAGACGACGAUCGAGCAGGACUUCCCAUUUCAAUCUUGAGUGUCUUGGCACUGUCGGAAAACAAUGCCAAACUCAACAGUGGCGAGAAGAGCAGCAAGGCAGAGGACGUCAGCGACGCGGAUGACAAAUUGCCAGGUUCCAACUUGUCCGCCAUUCAGAAAAUGAAGAAUGGUGAAAAUGUUCAUGGCCCGGCCAUCGAUACCGGCAUUCUUCCAAACUCUGGAUUUGUUCUUGAUCGAGACUUUCACAAGACAAUUCGGAAAUUAGAAAAUACCAUGGUGGACCAAGGGCAUUGCGCGGAUCAUGCCCCGAUAGAACUUCAGACCGCCCAAGCAGAAAUCAAAGAAGACAGCGAGUACGAGGAUGUAAACACGGCAAAGGACAGUGAUAUUGAUACCAAGGCCUCGCAACAGUAUGAUCCAAAUGAUCGUUGUAUGGGAGAGCCUGUUCCCAUCAACCCACGUCUUUUCCCUGACUUGCAUUUGGGACACGGCGGUGCUCUCUCCACACAUACCAAACGACAAGUAUUGCAGAUGCGAUUAGUUGCUGUCUUGUUGAAUCGCUUGGGUGCUAACUAUCAUCGAUUGGCCAAUCCGGAUGAUAAAGAUCCCCUCUUUACCAUUCGAUUGACCGAGGAUGGACCCGCGAUUUCCAAGCCAGCUGAAUUCAUUCAAGGAUUGAUCAAUAUGGGACAUGAUAUUACGGUUGUACCGACAUCCCGUAUCACAUCCUUUGGCAUUGGAAUGUGCAUCAAGGAAUCGGACGGCUCGUGGUCCAAUAUUCCAAUCGGAGUCUUCCUAGAGAGCGGGUACGAAGAUAAGGACGGCAACAUGGCACCAGCAAUGAUGCCCCAUUCGGGCUUGCGUCUUACCAUCGGCGAUGGGCCCCUUACUAGCAAACAAGAUCAAGAGUAUGACGAUUUCAAUGCGUCUGCCAUAUCAAAUCCUUUGAUUAUUCAACACUUCAUUGGUAUUGAAGGAUUCUGUGGGUGGAAGCCGGAUGCGGAUCCAGAAGUUCCCUUCAAUAAAAACGUCGAAUCAGGACGUGCUCUGAAGGAGGCUUCUGAGGUCGGUAGAGCGGUGCGUCUAUCAGCUCUAUAUGCCAAUGUUUUGAAUGGCUUGGCAACCGAAAUGGAACUCCCCUUUGGUGGAUACGGUGUCACGGCGGUGUGCAACGACUCGGCAGCGAUCAUUCAGCAAUGUCUAUAUGGCAAAUCUUACAUUUUCCCACUAACCUCCAUUGGACGCUACAUGCAACGGACUUUGCGAUACACUCAAAGUAUGGAGAGCAAGCUACAGUCAGUCACUGAGCUGGAGGAUGAAUUGGAUGAUCUGUAUGCUCUCCAAGAGGGAAUGCUGGAGUUGCCGUCUGACGUGAACUCAACUCCGGCCAAUGCAAGAGACGCUGCUCGCCGUGUUCUCAAGACCUUGCAACCAGACCUCCCACUUGUACUCAUGAAAGACUCCAAGACCAUCAUGAAGAACAUUUUGCACGAGCACGAAGAACAUAAAAAGCAAACAUCGGAAACGUCUCUGUCCAAAAUGGCAGAAACUCUAGGAGUAUCUCGCAUGUAA